Molecule: messenger RNA, 3672 nt
Organism: Epinephelus lanceolatus (giant grouper)
Lineage: Eukaryota; Metazoa; Chordata; Actinopteri; Perciformes; Serranidae
Gene: aldh16a1
Product: aldehyde dehydrogenase 16 family, member A1
Molecular function (GO): oxidoreductase activity, acting on the aldehyde or oxo group of donors, NAD or NADP as acceptor
Source: RefSeq, a predicted model, not a curated record
AAUGAACCCCGAGACACAACACCGGAAGUACGCAUGGGUGAAGCCUCUUGCUCCGUGUACGUCAGAUCUGCACGUCCGCCGCCACAGCGCAGGUCUCGAGCUAGUGAGAGGGAAGCUAGCACGCUGUGUUUGACGUGGAGUGGGACAUCAUUCGUCCUUUUAUCUUCCUUAAUUUCAAGUACCACCUUUACAAAGUUAACAAAGUAAAUAUUCUUCAUUAACGCAACCCAGAAACGAAGACACAACACUUCCGGUGUGACUUGUAACUAUUAUGGCUGGCAGCACCAUCAAGACUGUGCACGAUAUUUUUCAAAGCAUGGAGACCGGACCUGCAGCAGCUUCCAGCAGCGCCACUGCACAGGCCUGGCUGCAGCAUCAUUCCCGUUCUCUGGGUCUGUUCAUCGAUGGGAAGUUUGUCCGUCCAGCCGACAGACAGAGUUGCUCCCUGACUGAUUCUAAAGGUGUUAACGUGUGCAGCACAGUGUGCGCUGUGGAGGAAGACGUUUCCCAGUGCGCCUCCUCUGCUGUUAACGGCUACAAGGCGUGGAGCAGCCUGAGCUGCUACCAGAGAGCCAAAGUGUUGCUCAGGUUGGUGAGUGUCCUCGGGCAGCACGGUCAGUGUGUGUCGGAGCUGUGUGAGCUGUGUAACGCCGCCUGCUCGCCCUCCGCCCUCGUCAGACUGCUGCAGUACUACAGCAGCUGGGCUCAGCUCAGAGACACGCUCAUCACUGACUGGACACCGCUGGGUGUGGUGGCCGUGGUUGUCUCUGAUGACUGCUCUCUCUACUCCCUCAUGCUCAAAGUCCUGCCAGCACUGGCCAUGGGGAACUCCGUCAUCGUCGUCCCUGGUCGGAGCAGCGCCCCUCCAGCGCUCCUGUUGGCCCAGCUUUUUACAGGAGCAGGACUUCCUGCCGGAGCUCUUAAUGUUUUAACAGGAAGUGACCUGUCGCUGGGCGCCAAAGUGGCCCGGAACUCCAGCAUCAGCUACGUCACCUACAGCGGCAACAAGCAGGACGGGGUGACGCUGUGUAAGGCCACAGCAGGGAUGGGCGUUCCCGUUUCUAUCUCGCCCUACAUCGGCGCUAGCUGUCCCUUCAUCAUCUUUGAGUCAGCUGACAUUGACAGCGCAGUGGACGGAGUGAUGGAGGCGGCGUUCAAGAGGAAACGAGAGGUCCACUGGGUGCUGUGUGUGCAGGAGAGCGUGCUGGACAGUGUCGUGGCUCGUCUCAGGCUCCGUUUGGCCGGGAUGAAGUGUGUGUCCCUGCACAGUGAUGGGGCCAGGCUCCUGGUGGACGUUGCAGUACAGGACGCUCAGCAUCAGGGGGCGACGUUGGUUCAGUCCUGCGCUGCCCCCCCCUCAGGUGCUCAGUACCCUCCCACAGUGCUCUGCGGGGCAGCCCCCUCCUCUCCAUUCGUGGUCAGCCCUCCUCCUGGACCGCUGCUGCCGCUCAUGACCUUCAGAAGCAACACAGAGGCAGUGACGCUCGGAAACCACAGCCCUCAUGGUCAGGCAGCCUCCAUCUGGACUGAAGACCUCACACUGGCUCUGGAGACAGCCAAGAGUCUGUCAGUUGGCUCUGUGUGGGUGAAUUCCCACUCUGUGUCCGACCCCUGUCUGCCUGUCUCCGGUCACAAAGACAGCGGCACCUGCACUGACGGAGGACAGGAGGGUCUGUACCAGUUCCUACGUCCGUCCUCGUCCUCUCCUCCUCUUCCUCGCUCCUCGCCCGUCUCUAUGGACUACUCAAAGUUUGGAACAGCAGCGUCUCCAGCAAUCAUUCCUGAAGACUGUGACGCUGCCAGUGCUCCGAAGUCCUACCUGCAGUUUGUUGCUGGUAAAGCAUGUAAAUCAGUGUCUGGCUGCAGUGUGGCGGUGCAGUCACCAGGGGGCGGCAGCGUGUUAGCCUACUGUCCAGAUGGAGGUCGGAAGGACGUCCGCAAUGCUGUGGAGGCUGCUGCCAAAGUCCAGCCUGGCUGGAUGAAAAAGACACCGUCUGCACGCGCUCAGUUGCUCCACUCUCUGGCUAAGGGCCUGGAGGCAAAGAGGCGGGACAUAGCCGCGUCAAUCAACGCUCAGACUGGUCUCUCAAUGGACGAGGCUGAUCAGGAGGUGGAGCUCAGCAUCAACAGGCUCAGUGAUUGGGCGGCUUACUGUGACAAAGUCCAAGGAGGAACUCCACCUCUGCCACAGUCCGGCUCUGCUCUCUCCCUCCCUGAAGCCCUGGGAGUCGUGGGGGUCGUCCUCCCUGACAGGAAUCCCCUCCUCUCUAUGGUGACACUUCUUGGGGCAGCCAUCGCCAAUGGCAACGCCGUCAUCAUGGUCCCCAGUCAGAAGUAUCCACUUUCAGCCUUGGCUUUCAUUCAGGUGCUUCAGUCUUCAGACCUGCCAGCAGGAUUGGUAAAUGUCAUCACAGGAAGUAGAGACCAGCUGACAGCCGCUCUGGCUAAUCACAGCGUCAUCAGGGCCAUCUGGUACUGGGGCAGUGCUGAGGGCUGUCAGUACCUCCAGCACACCUGCAGCAGCCCUCUGAAGACCCUCCGUCUGAUCUGUCAGAAGGAAGCUGGAGGGACAGACUGGACUCAGUGUCGUCCCUCGCUCCUGGAGGAGAUGUGGAGGAACGCCUUCCAGUGGAAGAGUGUCUGGAUUCCCACUGCAUAAGCAGACAAAGAUGGAGGGUCAGGUAUCAGCUGUAGAGUAGAACUGUGACCUGAAGUAUCUGUGUUUAACAGGAAGGAUUAAGAAUGAAGCGUGACCAUGAAAUCAUAAGACGCCCCCCAGUAACUGACUGUUAGCUAAACCCCACAUGCCUCACUCAAGGCCAGAACACACCAGCGGUGAGUGACAAGUGUCAGAAAACACACCCCCUGUUUUCUAUGUACAACCUCACACCAGGCGUGCGGCCUAGAUGCGGCGCCCCGUGGCAUUUCACACCACUGUCCUGUCUCCAGCCUGCCGCCCCCAGAAUUAAAUGCAUUUCCCCCACUUAUGUGAAUGAUCAAUAAGGAACAGAGUCAGUGAGCCAAAUGAGAUAACAAGAGAUUAAAUAUAUUAACAGAUUUAAGUUUGAGGUCGUGGCAGGAGACACAUUACGAACUGCUUUGCCAAAUAUCUUCAGUCACUGUUCAGACAGCACAUCACAACAACACUUGUGAUGUGCUGUCUGCUGUUGGGUCGAUGCUACAGCACAGACUCUUCAUGAACACCUGAUGACUUUCUACCUCUGUCUUCUGCUGCUCUGCAUCUUCUCUCUGUCAGUCACCAACGUCUGCUUCGUUUAGUUCAAGUACCUCGACUCCGAGGUCAGUGUUUGUUUUAUACAGGCAGACUUGGACCAGAUAUUUGGAAGUGACAUAAAGUAUGUGAGAGACAUGGUAGAAUAUAUACGUAAGCCCUGAGGGCGAGUGGAGAAAAAAAUUCUAGUGAAUGAAAUAGUUUUCUGUUUUAAUGACUUAAAAACAGGUGAGAAAAGGUUUUGGCUGGAUAAAAUGAUGAAGACAAUCUUUGAAUCAGGUGGAAAAAUAUUAUUUGCCAGAUUAAAAAAAGCUUUGCCAUGAUCAUUUUUCUAAAUUCCUUAAAGGGGAACUAAUGUUUUUUUCAACCUGGGCCCUAUUUUCUGAUCUGCUUUUGUCUAAAUGAGUGAUAGGAUGUUCAAUAUGUGACAUGUCUCCAGU